AUGGAUCGGGAUUUCCAUCAUCCAUUUGUUCCAUAUGAGAUUCAACGGCAGUUUAUGAAUAAUCUAUAUGGUUGCCUAGAAGAUGGCAAAGUUGCUGUCUUUGAAUCCCCCACUGGUACCGGUAAAUCGUUGAGCUUGAUCUGUGGCUCAUUAACUUGGCUGCGGGAUCACAAACGAAAAGCAUUCCAACAAACUUUGGAUCAGGCAGCCUGUGACGAUGAUGAACCAGAAUGGAUGGUUGAAUUCGCCAAACGCGACUCGCGACGGGCCAUUACGGAGAAGAGACAGGAGUUUGAAGCCCGACUCGCAAAAAUCAAACAAGAGGAAGAGCGUCUGAAACAAGCCCAGGGAAGCCAGGAACGACCCCGGAAAAAACAGCGAAUAAAGGAGCCAGAGUCGUUGGGGGAGCCCGAUGACGAGAGUCAGUUCAUUCUCGAUGAAUAUGAUAGUGAAACAGACGAAAAGAAGAAACCGAGUGACUCGGGAGGGGUCGAUGGCUUGUCUGCCAGCACCCUAGCUUUAUUAGAACAGUUCAAGGGAAAGCUCUCCACUCAAGGGCAGGAUGAAGAAGAUGACAACACAGUCAAGAUCUUUUAUUGUUCUCGAACACACUCCCAGCUAAGUCAGUUUGCUGGUGAACUGCGGCGAGUCGCAUUCCCAUCCAGCAUACCCAGUGCGCCCGAUUCGGAGGACCAAGACGAUCUGUCCAAGCUGGAAGAGCGAAUAAAACAUCUUUCGCUGGGAUCCCGAAAGAAUCUCUGUAUCAAUCCAAAGGUUCAAGCACUGGAGAAUAGUACUGCCAUCAACGAGCGAUGUUUAGAACUGCAGCAGUCCGGCGUUGCUGCAGACAAAAAAUGCACCUUUCUCCCGUCCAAGGACGAUGAGGCGUUGAAACUUCAGUUUCGGGACCAUGCAUUGGCGACAGUGAAAGACAUUGAAGAUAUCGGCAAAGUGGGAAAGCAAAUUGGUAUCUGUCCCUACUAUGCUUCUCGUGAAGUCAUUAAACAUAGUGAGAUUGUGACACUCCCAUACCCUUUGCUAUUGCAAAAGUCUGCUCGUGAAGCUCUCAACUUGUCUGUCAAGGAUCAUGUGGUUAUCAUCGACGAGGCCCAUAACCUCAUGGAUGCCAUCGCUGGCAUUCACUCGGUGACAGUGUCAUUAUACCAAUUGCAAACGGCGAUCUCGCAAUUGACCACAUAUGCUCGCAAAUUUAAAACCCGAUUAAAAGGCAAAAACAGAAGCUAUCUUGCCCAAGUAAUCCGGCUGGUCAGUUCUAUUGCUGACCAUCUUCGAGGGAUUGCGGGGCUUAACAGUCCUCCGGAGGAUUCACUUCGGUUUUCGGACCUCAUGUCGGGCAAGGGAGUGGAUCAGAUCAACCCUUACAAAUUGUCUCGGUAUUUACAAGAGAGUAAGCUGGCUCGAAAGGUGGAUGGAUAUGUUGAGUCUUCAGAGAAAUCUCAACCAGGCCAGAAAAGCAAGACCACCAUGCCCGUCCUCUUCCAUAUACAGAGUUUCCUACUGCCAUUGAUGAAUCCUUCGGAAGAGGGCAGGCUUUUCUAUCAGAAGAGUAACGAUGACGUGGUAUUGAAAUAUACGCUUCUUGACCCUACAAAUCACUUUCGGGAAAUUGUCGACGAAGCCCGAGCAGUGAUUCUGGCGGGUGGAACAAUGUCUCCGAUGUCAGACUAUGCAAACCAUUUGUUCUCAUACGUCGCACCCGAACGACUGGGUACAUUCAGCUAUGGUCACGUCAUUCCACCUACGAACUUGGUGGCACAAUCACUCACGCGAGGUAUUCUGGGUUCGGAUUUCGACUUUACAUACGAGGCCCGUGGAUCUGAGAAAAUGAUCACGGAUCUUGGGCGAACUAUAGCCACACUAUGUCAAGUCAUUCCUGAUGGAGUCGUUGCAUUCUUCCCAAGUUAUGACUACCUGAGUCAGGUCUUGAAUGUCUGGCAGAAACCGAUUCCGAAUGGCAAUGGACAAACGACCCUUAGCCUAAUCGAAAGAAAGAAGAAGAUUCUUUACGAAUCUCGCGAAGCAGUGAAAACUACCGAUGCAUUGCUACAGGAGUACACCGAAGCUGUUGAAUCGGGACCCGGAGCCUUGCUGUUGUCAGUAGUAGGUGGAAAGCUGUCGGAAGGUAUCAACUUCUCCGACCGACUGGGGCGGGCUGUUUUGAUUAUUGGCUUGCCUUUCCCCAACAUCCGUAGUGCGAUCUGGCAGUCCAAGAUCAAAUAUAUUGAGGAAAAGGCCUACAGACAUGGCUCGGGGUCAGAAUCCGAAAAGAAGGCCAAUGCCUCAGCUGCGGGUAGAGACUUUUAUGAGAACUCCUGCAUGCGCGCUGUCAAUCAAUGCAUUGGACGGGCUAUCAGACAUGUAAAUGACUAUGCAGCCAUCAUCAUGUUUGAUCGACGGUAUGACACGCCACGUAUUCAGAAAAAACUACCAGGUUGGAUCCAGGGAAGCCUGGUAGCCUCCGUGUCCACACGACCGGCCCAGAUGACUGUACAGCGACUUUCAAAGUUUUUUGCAGAAAAGUCAUGA
This is a messenger RNA of Penicillium pulvis, 2547 nucleotides long. It is a transcript of the gene chl1, whose product is annotated as DNA helicase. The coding region runs from base 1 to 2547 and encodes 848 amino acids. The record is from RefSeq and is a predicted model, not a curated record. Gene Ontology annotation, molecular function: DNA helicase activity; hydrolase activity, acting on acid anhydrides, in phosphorus-containing anhydrides; ATP binding. Gene Ontology annotation, biological process: nucleobase-containing compound metabolic process; establishment of sister chromatid cohesion. Lineage: Eukaryota; Fungi; Ascomycota; Eurotiomycetes; Eurotiales; Aspergillaceae. Gene Ontology annotation, cellular component: nucleus. The transcript has 8 exons.